UGUGACUUUCUGCUUCUCUUCGCUGUGUGUUUUGUGUGCCUCAGAGAAUUCUCACCGGUCCCUAAUAAAGUUGCUGGCUGCUUACAAAUUUUGUUUCGUUCUCUACCUCAUGAUCAAUCUGUCGUUGCAUCAAUAAGAUCGCAAGACAAGUGCGUGCGCGGCAUCUUCGGUGUACAUUAUUACGAUCUCGGAAUGACAAUGUUUUAGCUGAUCACUGUCGCUGUUUGCUUACCGUAUUUACUGCUAUGUGGCACGGCUCCAAAAUUUCAUGAACUAAAUAUUAGUGAAAAAAAUGGGUGUUAUUGAUUUUAUAUUCAGCUUUUACAAGGAAUGGCUGCUCUAUAAAUAUAGUGUGUCGCAAUAUCUCCCUUCGAUUUGCGAAUUUACUCAGGUCUUUCCUUCAUACUCACUUUCUAUACACCUGUCACGGCGGUUUAGUUUCUAUCAACACACUUGCUCUCCGGAGUUCCUUUCUUUCCUUUGUUUACUGUUUUGUUUACGUAACCAUUGUUCUGAUCAUUUGUCACGUUGAUUGACAUUGCCGUAUUUUCCCAUCUCUUCCUCUCUCGUUUUGUGGGGAUAAUCUAACAGAAGUUGAUAGUGUUAACCACACGCUGGGCGUUGGGUUCAUUUCGCUGCAAGCGAACAGAAAAACAAAACUAACCAGGAACCUACCUGCCGAAAGCGGAAAAAUUCGGUUUGAAAGCGGGUCAUUUGUGGGAGGAAGUUGAUGUACCUAGGUUUGUUAGAAAGCAAUAGUCUGCUGUGAAUAUCAGCUUGCUGAAUGUCUAUAUUGCGAUGCCGAUGAUUAUUUAGUAGUUUGUAGCCUGUCUAGUUUGUAGGUUCAUGUAUGAAAUUCUGUAGCACGGAUGUCUAAUUAUGUGGAUAACUUGGCAGAUUAUCCUCCAGCCACUGUUCAAAAUGAUUCGGCGUCUCUUCAGUACCCUUAUCAGUGACUAUCCUCCCGUGGGUGAAUUCCUACCAACUGCCCCGCCGAGCAACAAUCAGCGAACCAAUGGUGGAAGCGACACAAGCACACACUUCCGAUCGUCUCAUCUGGAAUCCCUGAAUUGGCUGCAUGCUGCCUCACCAUGUUUCCCCAUCUCUGGCGAUCGAGUCGAAAUCAUUCACGAACCGACCACCUUCUACAACACUCUGGUGGCAAAGUGCGCGAAUGCAAAGCAAAGAAUCAUGCUGGCAAGUUUGUACCUUGGCAUCGGAGGGCUUGAAACACGACUAGUCAAUGCCAUCCACCAAAAUAUGAAGAACAACGCUCGAUUGAAGGUGGAUGUUCUGCUAGAUUUCACACGUGGCACGCGGGGAGAGAAGAACUCGAAGACAACCCUUAUGGCACUGCUACAGGAGAGUGACAACUUCCAGCUUUCGUUGUACCACACUCCGGUUCUGCGUGGGCUCACCAAAAAAUUAGCUCCACCCCGAUGGAACGAAUUGCUGGGAAUUCAACACAUGAAACUGUAUCUAGUGGAUGAUACGGUAAUCAUAAGCGGGGCAAAUCUGUCCAAUGAUUAUUUCACCAACAGACAGGAUCGAUACGUGAUGAUUGAGGACCAACGGCUGGCAAAUUUCUAUGCCAAUUUCUUGGAAAAGGCUCAAGAGUUCAGUCUGAAAGUUACCCGAGACGGAGAGACUUGUUUGCACGAGAACUGGAAAAUGUUACCCUACAAGAGCGCACAGAUUGAUUUCGCCACAGAGGCUCGGGAGCGAAUACGGAAUUACUUCAAAGGGAUAAUGGAGCAGCAGAAAGAAAUCUGUGAGAAUGAUAAAGUUUCCGACACGUGGAUUUUCCCUUUAAUUGAGAUGGGACAACUCGGCAUUCAUCAUGACAGUCUAGUCACCAAAAGCCUCCUCUCGGGGUGCUUGAGGGACUCGAAGUUAAAGCUGGCGACCGGAUAUUUUAACUUGACUGAAACCUAUAUGGACACACUCACGAAGGCUUGCCAAGCAGAGUGCAGUAUUUUGAUGGCGCAUCCAAAUGCAAAUGGAUUCCUCGGUGCCAAAGGACCAGCUGGUGGGAUACCGGCAGCAUACUCACUGAUCGCUAAGAAAUUUUACGAACAGCUUAAGAAAUCCGGUCAAAACAAUCGCGUAUCCCUGCUGGAAUACGAACGCACAGGGUGGACGUAUCACGCCAAAGGCCUGUGGUAUUAUCUGCCCGGAUCUAGCCUGCCGAACCUAACCCUCAUCGGUUCGUCUAAUUUUGGGGAGCGAUCCGUCAAUCGAGAUCUCGAGGCUCAAAUCUGUCUGGUAACGACGAAUGGAACUCUGCAGCGAAAACUGCAAUCAGAGUUCGAGAAUAUUCUGCAGCACUCAACAAAGGCCGAAGCAGAACUAACCGCCCGGCCGGUGCCUCGCUGGGUCCGGGCCGUCGUGGGACUCUUUAGGAACUUUUUCUAGAUAGAUAAUACCGUUUCAACUAGAGUUCUUUCUUUCCAUUACUCUUUGCAGUAAUACGUUUGCGUAUUACGUUAGAAAUUGUUACCAAAAGUGAGAACAUUAGUUCGGUGUUGAGGGAGAGAGAACGGUGCUGUGGUACUUCUUCAUGUGAAAAUAAUCUACUUAGACAAUUCGAAAUAAAAUUUCAAUAUUCAACUAUUAA
Molecule: messenger RNA, 2617 nt
Organism: Toxorhynchites rutilus septentrionalis
Lineage: Eukaryota; Metazoa; Arthropoda; Insecta; Diptera; Culicidae
Gene: PGS1
Product: CDP-diacylglycerol--glycerol-3-phosphate 3-phosphatidyltransferase, mitochondrial
Exons: 6
Coding region: 880-2415 (511 amino acids)
Biological process (GO): cardiolipin biosynthetic process
Cellular component (GO): mitochondrion
Molecular function (GO): CDP-diacylglycerol-glycerol-3-phosphate 3-phosphatidyltransferase activity
Source: RefSeq, a predicted model, not a curated record